Molecule: messenger RNA, 3092 nt
Organism: Equus caballus (horse)
Lineage: Eukaryota; Metazoa; Chordata; Mammalia; Perissodactyla; Equidae
Gene: ZP3
Product: zona pellucida glycoprotein 3
Source: RefSeq, a predicted model, not a curated record
UUGGAGCAGCAAGGGCCUAGCCAACUGGAUUGGCUGUGGAAGGGAGGCAGGUGGAGGCACACGUGUGAGUUGCCAUGAUCUGGGGUAUAAGACGGCUGAGUGGCAGCUGCUUGGUGGUUACCGGUGGAGGUAACUUUGUAGAUGCCAUGGGGCUGAGCUAUGGGCUCUUCGUCUGCCUUCUGCUCUGGGGAGGCACAGAGCUGUGCUACCCCCAGCCCAUCCAGCAGGCUGGGACCCACCAUCCCCAUCCCAUGCCAUCUAAGCUGCCGGUGGUGGUGGAGUGUCUGGAGGCCCAGCUGGUGGUCACUGUCAGCAAAGACCUUUUUGGUACCGGGAAGCUCAUCCAGUCUGCAGACCUCACCCUGGGCCCCAAGAACUGUGAGCCACUGGUCUCUAUGGACACAGAAGAUGUGGUCAGGUUUGAGGUCGCACUGCAUGAGUGUGGCAACAGCGUGCAGGUGACUGAGGACGCCCUUGUGUACAGCACCUUCCUGCUCCACAACCCCCGCCCCGUGGGAAACCUGUCCAUCCUGAGAACUAACCGCGCCGAGGUUCCCAUCGAGUGUCGCUACCCCAGGCAGGGCAACGUGAGCAGCCAGGCCAUCCUGCCCACGUGGGUGCCCUUCCAGACCACGAUGUUCUCGGAGGAGAAGUUGGUUUUCUCUCUGCUCCUGAUGGAAGAGGACUGGGGCGCUGAGAAGAGGUCCCCCACCUUCCAGCUGGGAGAAAUAGCCCACCUGCAGGCCGAAGUCCACACGGGCAGCCACGUGCCACUGCGACUGUUCGUGGACCACUGUGUGGCCACGCUGACACCAGACCGGAACGCGUCCCCUUAUCACACCAUCGUGGACUUCCACGGUUGUCUCGUGGAUGGUCUCUCCGACGCCUCUUCUGCUUUCAAAGCCCCCAGACCCGGGCCAGAGACUCUCCAGUUCAUGGUGGCUGUGUUCCACUUUGCUAAUGACUCCAGAAACAUGGUAUAUAUCACCUGCCAUCUGAAGGUCACUCUGGCUGACCAUGUCCCAGACCAACUAAACAAAGCCUGUUCCUUCAGCAAGUCCUCGAAUAGCUGGUCCCCAGUAGAAGGCCCUGCUGACAUCUGUCAAUGCUGUGGCAACGGUAGCUGUGGCACUCCGGGCCAUUCCGGCACGCAGUCCCGCACAGUGAGACAGUGGCACAAGUCUGCUUCCCGCAAUCGCAGGCACGUGACAGAAGAAGCAGACGUCACGGUGGGGCCGCUGAUCUUCCUGGGAAAGGCCAGUGACCGUGCUGAGGAGGGGUCGACCUCUUCUCCCGCCUCUGUGAUGCUGGGCCUAGGCCUGGCGGCAGUGGGAUCCCUCACCCUGGCUACGGUUGGCCUGGGUCUCGCCAGGAGGCGCCGGGCCGCUUCCCACCCUGUGCUGUGCCCUGUGUCUGCUCCCCAAUAAAAGAAGAAAGUGACCUCUGGGGUGGAGCGUAGUGGCUACUGGGAGGGGGGCAGACCGUAAAACAGCGCCAUGGGUUCAGAAACCCAGUCUAAGUGCAGCUGUGCCUCUAGUGUCUACACAGUGGAGAGGCCAGACUGGCUUGUGAAGGCAAGCCAGCACUUUCCUGGCUUUGGGUAACACGUCCUUCCCGGGGGCAAGGCUCAUCUUCCCAGGGGCAACAAUAGUCCUGUGUCUCUAAGGGGCUGAGAUGAAAGCUGUUGGGGCUGGUGGGGUCCACCCAACUUUUGCCCUAGCUUCUAGGCUGGCCAAGCGUCUUGCGUAUCUCCGGGCCCAGUGGAUCUGGCUCUGGGGGUGGUGGAAGGAAGGAAAGAACUUCUAGUCCCCUUCUCUAGGGGCAGCGGGCAGAAAGCCACAUGUCCACAUGCCAGAGGUCCAAGGGCCAGAGGGGACCGGGUCUAGGGUAGUGGUCUGAGCAGGGCUCACCUUGCAGAGGAGCACUUCUGAGGGUGGUGAGCGUGCUGUGGCCAAGUCACUCUGAGGUGGGUGCCUCGGCAGGGCUGGGACCUGCUUCGGGCUACCUGUCACCGAGGGGAGCUGCCUCUUGGCCUUUGCCACCUUCACAUCGGUCUCCCCACAGAGGCUGCUGUCCUCCCCCAGGUCCUGGCCACAGCCCCUGGGAGUGCUCAGCAAGGGAGUGAAGCCCACGGAGCUUGUGGCGCCCACUGCAGGGCAGGUGGUCAAGCUCCCUCUGCUAGCGCUGUGAAGGCCCUCACUGUGGCCUGGCCCUUAGCUGGCUCCAACCUCACCCAGACCCCACUUCUUACUGAGUGAAGGUCGUCUUCGCUGUGGAAUCCCAGCUUUGCUAGUUACCUGCUGUGAGCCCAAGGGUCCUCAGAGGCAAAACAGGGCUGGAACCUUCUGGGCACAGUGGUUAGGCAUAAACUGAUCAGAGCCAAACGGCUCUCAAAUACACGCAGAGCAAGGUUUUGUGUGAUUCUGGGUCUGGGAGGUGCAGGAAGGCCCUUGACCUAGGUCCUUGCCCCUCCAAGUGUGGCCUGUGAGCACCAUUGGCAUGACCUGGGGAUUUGUGGGAAGGGCAGAGUUGAGGGUCCCACCCCAGACCUAAGCCUCUAUGUCUUGACAAGAUCCCCAGGUGACUCACACGUGUGUUGAAGUGUACUGGGCCAGGGGAUUUGCAUCAAGAAGGAAUCAUGCCCCCAAAGCAGGUUAUGGUGUGCUGCAUGAGGCAGUAAAAGACUAGGGGUAGGAAGGGUGGGCUUCCUGGAGGUGGCGAUCUUAGAGCAAAUCUUCAAAGACCUAGCAGGUCCUAGCUGGACAAAAUGGGGGAGAUGAGUAUGGAGGGAGGUGAGAAUGGGGAGAACCUGUGCCCUGGGGCAGUGGAGGGCCUCGAUGUCCAAAGAGGGGAGAGGGAAGCCUCAGGGCUGACGAUGGCAACGUGGAAAGGACACUGAAGUGCUCUCAUUGCCAUGGAUGGACCGUCCCCGUCAGGGAAAUGAAUUGGAGGAGCAGAGAAGGUAGCCUGGAGGCUGAGAGAAAGCCAGCCGGGCUCCCUGCCCUUGUCUGGCUUGCAGGUCACCUCAUCUGUAAGAUGGGGGUAACAGGUGACAAAUAGAAAUCAAUCAAAUAUAUUGGAGUAUAUGAGGA